AAACCUUUAAUGAGAUGUAACGAGGAAUAACGAUUCUUCCACAAACAGACCGUUUACAAAAACAUUAAUAAUCACCAAGGUGUUUUGAAGGCUAGCUAGUACUUAUGUCUUGGUCUGAAUAUCUGCGAGAAAUUGCGCAGAUAUUUGAGGAGGCAGCUGAAGAAUUAACGUCCGUAUUUGAAUUGCCUCCAGACUUACUGAAUGAUAUAACAGAAGAAGAUGGCGAAAACCUUCCAAGAGUGAGUUCCGUUUUGUCUGAAAAAGCACGAAUACUAGAGGAAGAUGAAGAAGAUGAGAAAAUUCUGCGUGGAGUUGACCUGAAUGACCAAGAUUCGGUUCGCAAGAAGAUUCAGCAAAUACAGGCUCAAUCACAAUUUAGUGAAAAACGAAAGGCGUCUGUUAUGCAGAAACUUUUAAUGUCUGGAUAUGCAAAGUAUCGCAAGGAUAAGAAACGCUCGACGACAAAUAAAGACGAUUUAAGUUCUAAGGAUUUAAAACCAACGUUUCAUGAUCAGGAGUACGGUAUUUACGGGUGUAAGCAUUAUAUGCGUUGCUGUAAGAAGCAGUGCGCUGAUUGUAAACAAUGGUUUCCAUGCAGACAUUGCCAUAAUGAAGUGAGUGAUCAUACUCUCAAUCGAACUGCUACCGAAAAUAUGCUUUGUAUGUUUUGCUUUAAAGCGCAGCCGGCAGCUCAGAACUGCAAGUUUUGUCACGAGUCCAUGGCUCGUUAUUAUUGCAACAAGUGCAAACUAUGGGAUGAUGAUCCAUCGAAAUCCAGCUAUCACUGUGAUGACUGUGGCAUCUGUCGAAUAGGUCGUGGUCUGGGCGAUGAUUAUUUCCAUUGCAAGACUUGUGGUAUUUGCCUUCCUAUCGCUGUCUAUGAUACUCAUCGGUGCAUUGAACGAAGUACAGAUUGCAACUGCCCUAUUUGUGGAGAAUACAUGUUCAACUCGACGGAAAGAGUGAUUUUUCUCGCAUGUUCUCAUCCAUUGCACCAGCGUUGUUAUGGUGAAUAUAUUAAGACAAACUAUCGCUGUCCGACAUGCUCAAAGACAAUUAAUAACGUCAAUUCCAUGUUUCGCAUCCUGGACGUGGAAAUCGAGCGACAGCCCAUGCCCUAUCCUUACAAUACAUGGAUAACUACAAUACACUGUAAUGAUUGCAACUCUCGAUCUGAUACCAACUAUCAUUUCCUUGGACACAAAUGCAAAUCUUGUCAUUCCUACAACACUUGUAUAUCAUCUAUCUACAAACCUCUUGAUCAUCCUCAAGUGUCUAUUCCGCGACUUGCAACUGCAGAGGACGCUGGUAUGCGAAGGUUAAUGGGACACUCAUGGGAUUCUAGUGACGACGAAUUUGGCAUGUUUAGAUUUUAACGGAUCUUUUCAGAUAUAAAUGGAAUAUGCAGGCAUUUUUUUUGGUUAACCAAGGAAUUUCUUUCUUUUGCACUACACUACUUUGUAUAUCAUUGAUUUGUUGAAUUUUCGCAUAUUCAUGAUUAUAUGACUUUAAUUUUUCUUAAACGAGGUUUACUUAAUUACAUGAGAUAUUUAUUGAUCACAAGCUUUUCAUAUCCAAGAAUCUAGUUUGGACUUGAUAGAGUUAUUAUCCUAAUUGAAAUAAUGAAUGAUUGCUUAAUCCUAUUUCCUUCCUUUCUGGUAAAUUGUACUUUCUUUUGAUAGCACACAGCAGAUCUACAAAUGACUUAUGGUAAAUUAAAACUUUUGUACAGUUGGUAAUAUUCGUACUGAGGAGUAAAACUUGAGAUCCUACGCUCCAUAUCGAAUAUUACUUUGGUGGUGCCUGAAUUGGUCUUAGUUCAUGGUAUUC
Molecule: messenger RNA, 1830 nt
Organism: Schizosaccharomyces cryophilus OY26
Lineage: Eukaryota; Fungi; Ascomycota; Schizosaccharomycetes; Schizosaccharomycetales; Schizosaccharomycetaceae
Product: ubiquitin-protein ligase E3
Exons: 4
Coding region: 105-1376 (423 amino acids)
Biological process (GO): ubiquitin-dependent protein catabolic process; protein ubiquitination
Cellular component (GO): nucleus
Molecular function (GO): ubiquitin protein ligase activity; zinc ion binding
Source: RefSeq, a predicted model, not a curated record